AUGAAGUUCUUCUCUAUGCUUGUGGAGAGAGAUUCGAAUCUGCAACGUUUCAACAGAUUCUUCAUGCAACGAGUAGUGGCUGGGAAUUUGGAUACCAUGCAAUCAUUUCACUACGCUGAAUAUGAUGUUGAAGACUCGAUUUUGCCACUCCAACCAUCUUUAAACUAUACUGCACCUGAAUUGGUGCGGAGCAAAACUCCAUCGGCUGGAGCUUCUUCAGAUAUUUUUAGUUUCGGAUGCCUCGCUUAUCAUUUAGUUGCACGGAAACCAUUGUUUGAUUGCCACAACAAUGUCAAAAUGUACAUGAACACAUUGAACUAUUUAACAAAUGAAACUUUCUCAUCUAUACCCUCGGACUUGGUAUCUGAUUUGCAACGGAUGCUAUCAACGAACGAGUCCUUCAGACCAACAACAUUAGAUUUCACAGGAUCUAAUUUUUUCAGAAGCGACACUAGGUUACGUGCCCUCCGUUUUCUUGAUCAUAUGCUUGAACGAGACAACAUGCAAAAGUCUGAGUUCUUAAUAGCAUUGUCAGAUAUGUGGAAAUAUUUUGAUUUGCGUGUAUUACGGUAUAAGGUGCUUCCGCCUCUUUGUGCUGAACUCAGGAAUUUGGUUAUGCAGCCAGUGAUUUUUCCUAUGGUUCUAACUAUUGCAGAGUCUCUGGAUAAGAAUGACUUUGAGUUGACAACGCUCCCAGCUCUUGUUCCUGUUUUGAGUUCUGCUACGGGUGAUACUCUACUGUUGCUUGUAAAGCGUGCAGAGCUUUUAAUUAACAAGACUAGUGCAGAGCAUCUUGGAUCUCAUGUCCUCCCUUUGCUUCUCCGAACCUACAAUGACAACGAUGUCCGGAUAAAGGAGGAAGUUCUGAAAAGAUCUACAUCUGUUGCUAAACAACUUGAUGGUCAGGUCGUAAGGCAAGCAAUUUUGCUUCGUGUUCAUGGCUUGGCUCUCAAGACUACAGUUGUUGCCGUCAGAGUAAAUGCUUUGCUCUGCUUAGCAGAGCUGGUUCAAACGCUUGAUAAACACGCUGUUACUGAAAUCUUGCAAACAAUUCAACGUUGUACUGCCGUUGAUCGUUCUGCACCUACGCUUAUGUGUACUCUUGCAAUCGCAAACGCAAUUCUCAAGCAGUAUGGAAUUGAAUUCACUGCCGAACACGUGCUUCCCCUAAUUAUACCACUUCUCACAGCCCAACAAUUGAACGUCCAACAAUUUGCCAAAUAUAUGCUAUUUAUCAAGGAUAUUCUCAGGAAAAUAGAGGAGAAAAGGGGAGUUACUGUCAAUGAUUCUGGAGUUCCAGAAGUUAAACCAGGCUCUGCUGCAGAUGGGAUCCAGUUACAAACACCAAUCCAAAAAAUUGAGAAGGUUGCUUCUGCAGCAAAGAACAGUCCUGCAUGGGAUGACGACUCCAUUCCGACCAAAAGUUCUGCUUCGAGAGAUCCUGCACCCGCAAACUCUCAGUUUAACAAUUCUACAGUUCAACCACAGCCAUCGAACAAGACAACAGUGCCAACGACAUGCGCUCCAGUUGAUAUAGAGUGGCCACCAAGACAAUCUUCCAAUGUUACUUCUCAUCUAGCUAAUGAUGAGGCACGGCUAAACUCAGGAGGAACAUCAUCAACUCCUAGUUUUGAUGAACUAGACCCUUUUGCUAAUUGGCCACCGCGAGCGAACAGUGCUUCCAUUGCUUCUGGGGGUUUCCACAACGGUACUGCCGCCACUCGACCUCCACCGAACAACAGUGGUUCUAGUUUGAGCAAUAAUAUACCAGAAAUGAAGCAGUUUCCGAGAGAAAACGACUUCUGGGCCUUUGGCAAUGCUUUCUUGUCUUCUUUGAAAUCACAGCAAGGAGGUUCAGGUAUCAGUGCAAGUAACCAAGAUCCUAUGAACUCUUUUGGUAUUCAAAAUCAGAACGAAGGAAUGCCGUUGUCUUUCGGAAGCAGUUCAUACAGUAACCAAAAGCCGCCAGCAGACAUAAGUUCAAUAUUCAAGUCAAGCAAAACUGAGCAAGCUGCAAUGAGACUCGCACCACCACCUUCGACAGCAGUGGGAAGAGGAAGGGGAAGGGGCAGAAGUGGGACAUCUACCUCGAGGUCAAGUGGUUCCAAGCAGCAACAAACCGAGCAGUCGCUGUUGGAUCCAUUGUGAUCAAUCGUUCGUUGAGACAACAUUGGGUUUGGUCAAAAACAUUUGCAGAGUGAGGGAGUGAGUGAGUUGGUCGUUUGUUUUGUUAAUUCUUCAGGCUAGAAUUCCACCAUAUAUUAUUUAUACAUCACUGCCACAGGUUCUUUCUCUGAACUCUCUCAAUAUUUGCUCAUUAUUGUUUCUUCAAUAGUCACUCUAAAUUUCGUUAGUAUAUUUUUUUAUCAUAGAUUUAAAUUCGAGUUUAUGUGCAGUGCGAUGGGAUAUGUUAUGUAGAAGAUGU
Raphanus sativus (radish) is the source of this 2425-nucleotide messenger RNA. Its product is annotated as SCY1-like protein 2 A. The record is from RefSeq and is a predicted model, not a curated record. Gene Ontology annotation, molecular function: ATP binding; protein kinase activity. Lineage: Eukaryota; Viridiplantae; Streptophyta; Magnoliopsida; Brassicales; Brassicaceae. Gene Ontology annotation, biological process: protein phosphorylation.